Molecule: messenger RNA, 1569 nt
Organism: Penicillium taxi
Lineage: Eukaryota; Fungi; Ascomycota; Eurotiomycetes; Eurotiales; Aspergillaceae
Exons: 1
Coding region: 1-1569 (522 amino acids)
Source: RefSeq, a predicted model, not a curated record
AUGUCAGCCAACUCCGCUACCAGCUUGCUCUUUGCGCUGCUCUGUUUGAUCGCUUUGGAAAUCGAUGAGGGCCUUAAUAAGAAAAAUCCCGAUUUGAAGGCCACUUUACGGCUUGCUGUCACCUUCCUCGGUCAAGAUUUUAUAUUUUCUCCACCUAUAAAUCAUGAUUCGAUCACAGUUUGCCUUGUAUUAGCCGACUACAAACCAACAGCCCUGGCUACGACUCGAGCAGCCCUGCAUCGAGCAAUAAAAUCCGAACUUUUUGUCAAUUUAGCAUACAGAAUGGCUGAAAAAUUGGGUGAAGUGUCUGGAAAGUACGCAGCACUUGCCAAAGAGUUAGAUAUUGCAGACAACGUUCAAUUUGACGACCGUUUGUGCCAAACGAUACGGUAUCUACAGAUUGUGUAUUAUGAUAUCUUUCUGGAUGGUUACUUUGCAAAAUCACACCAGGCUCUACGACAAGUUCUUGCAAAAACAAAUCCAAUUGUUGAAGCGUACCAGAGUAUCUCAAAUCGUCGUCGGUGUUCCCCAAGAACUAUUUUUCAUAUAUUUUGGGCCACAUCGACCUGUAUCCUACUAAAAGCUUUAGCAGAUAUCAAAGAAUACUGGGUCAACCCCGGCAGUCUGUUUGCAUUCAUUGAGGAGACCGAGAAGAAAUGUCUUGAUGAAAUCAAAACUAGCAAGACUUUGUUAAAGGCAGCAUCAGGCCUUUUUGAAGCGGAAGAGGUAGUAGGUGUUCAAUGCCUGCUAGAGCUAAGAUUCAAUUCUAUCAUAGUUAGAGUAUGGGGACUUGGCCUGUUACAUGCUGCGGUGCUAAGAGCAAGGUCGCAAGAAGGCAUAAUAUCACGGGAACGCGAUAUAGGGAGUCAUGAAGCCAUUCACAUCAGUGCACAGGUCACACACAGCAAAGAAAAUGUAUUAGCAGAUGCAGCUGAACCCUUUGCGAUGGUUCUACGCUGGCUAGGAGCAAAGUAUCCUGAAAAGUUAGGAAGUCUUCUGAAUCUUUUCAUUGAGUGCACAAACUUGAAAAUGGGUGGCAUCUCUUUCCGCCCGCCGUUUCAACAUCUUGCUUUCGAGGUUCUCAUACAUUGCAAAAAUCUUCUUGAAAACAAUAUUGUUCAAUGGAGGUGUUUUGGACGGUUGAACGUGGAGUUUGAGAAGCAGCUUGAGCUCUUUACCAUUUGUGCACAGCGAUUUGACUCGAUGGUUUCUGGAGCUUGGACUUCCACAGAUACUGCCUUUUCUCACGGCUGUAUAUUUGCUGCAAAUAGCAAAUUGAUCACCGGGUUUUGUGUAUUGAUGAGAGAACUCAAAGAAAAAAGUCUCGAGAAAAAAGGAGAGGAAAGCGAAGGUACGCGUGAAGGACCAGUGGAAUCAGAAGUAUUCAAUACAUUUACGAAUCUGAGUGACCCAUAUAUUGGUGGAUCCAAUACAUCCACCGGGGCAUCAAACUUGUGGCCUUAUAUUGGAGAAUUUGACCCUCUUGCCAACCCGCAGGAGCUCUUUGGCUGGAUCGAAACUAUGAACACUAGUACUGAGCUUGGCACAGAAUGGUGUUUCCCAGAUUAG